Triticum turgidum subsp. durum (durum wheat) is the source of this 1674-nucleotide messenger RNA. The record is from the annotation of a GenBank genome assembly. NCBI's taxonomy places the organism in Eukaryota, Viridiplantae, Streptophyta, Magnoliopsida, Poales, Poaceae.
AUGGGCGGGGAGGUGCCGGAGCCGCGGCGGCUCAGCCGCGCGCUCAGCUUCGGCUGCGGCGGCGUGCCCGACGAGGCGCUGCACCUCGUCAUGGGCUACGUCGACGCCCCGCGCGACCGGGAGGCCGCCUCGCUCGUCUGCCGCCGCUGGCACCGCAUCGACGCGCUCACCCGCAAGCACGUCACCGUCGCCUUCUGCUACGCCGCCGACCCGGCCCGCCUCCUCGCGCGCUUCCCGCGCCUCGAGUCGCUCGCCCUCAAGGGCAGGCCGCGCGCCGCCAUGUACGGCCUCAUCUCCGACGACUGGGGCGCCUACGCCGCGCCCUGGGUCGCCCGGCUCGCCGCGCCGCUCGAGUGCCUCAAGGCGCUCCACCUGCGACGCAUGACCGUCACCGACGAUGACGUCGCCGCGCUCAUCCGCUCCCGCGGCCACAUGCUGCAGGAGCUCAAGCUCGACAAGUGCUCCGGCUUCUCCACCGACGCGCUCCGCCUCGUCGCCCGCUCCUGCAGAUCCUUGAGAACAUUAUUUCUUGAAGAAUGUGUGAUUGCUGAUGAAGGUGGUGAAUGGCUUCAUGAACUUGCUGUCAACAAUUCUGUUCUUGUGACACUGAACUUCUACAUGACUGAGCUCAAAGUGGUGCCAGCUGAUCUGGAGCUUCUAGCAAAGAACUGCAAAUCAUUACUUUCUUUAAAGAUCAGUGAGUGUGACCUUUCAGACCUGAUUGGUUUUUUCGAAGCAGCCAAUGCAUUGCAAGAUUUUGCUGGAGGAUCGUUCAAUGAGAAACUGGACUUGCAGUACACUUUCCUCACCACUGAGGAUCAUUGCCAGCUUAUCUCAAAAUGCCCGAACCUAUUUGUUCUCGAGGUGAGGAAUGUGAUAGGAGACAGAGGGCUAGAGGUUGUUGGUGAUACAUGCAAGAAGCUACGAAGACUUCGAAUUGAGCGAGGGGAUGAUGAUCCAGGUCUCCAAGAAGAGCAAGGAGGAGUUUCUCAGUUAGGCCUGACAGCGGUAGCUGUUGGUUGCCGUGACCUGGAGUACAUAGCUGCCUAUGUAUCUGAUAUCACCAACGGCGCUCUCGAAUCCAUCGGGACCUUCUGCAAAAAUCUCUACGACUUCCGGCUUGUCCUGCUCGACAGACAAAAGCAGGUAACCGAUCUGCCGCUCGACAACGGUGUUCGAGCUCUGUUAAGGAGCUGCACCAAGCUCCGGAGAUUUGCUCUCUACCUGAGACCUGGAGGGCUCUCAGACACAGGCCUCGACUACAUCGGGCAGUACAGCGGCAACAUCCAGUACAUGCUACUGGGCAACGUCGGCGAAUCGGACCACGGGUUGAUCCGCUUCGCAAUAGGAUGCACCAACCUGCGGAAGCUUGAGCUUCGGAGCUGCUGCUUCAGCGAGCAAGCCCUGUCCCUCGCGGUGCUCCACAUGCCCUCGCUCAGGUACAUAUGGGUGCAAGGCUACAAGGCCUCUCCAGCAGGCCUGGAGCUCCUCCUCAUGGCGAGGCGAUUCUGGAACAUCGAGUUCACGCCCCCCAGCCCCGAGGGCUUGUUCCGCAUGACGCUCGAAGGAGAACCCUGCGUGGACAAGCAGGCCCAGGUUCUUGCCUACUACUCCCUUGCCGGGCAGAGGCAGGACUGCCCUGACUGGGUGACCCCGUUGCAUCCAGCCGCAUGA